GUAUAGAGGGGAGGAUGACAUGAAGUCCAUGCACCAUGAUAACUACCAGGACAGGUGUCCCAGGGCCACUGCGACGCUUGGCAUCAGCCUGGGCCAGGGCAGAUACUUUGCCUUCCAAAACCCGGUGACCCAUGAAGAGCACCAGGUUGUAACGGAGAAUGGGGACAUUUUCGCCUUCGACGAGCCUUUCAACAAUCUCUUCAAACACGCAGUGCCUCCGGAAGCUCCAGGCACCGCACCGGGAAAGCGUAUUGCGGUCAUCAUUUGGGCCAACGAGCAGGACCAUGUGCCACGCAUGGUGCGGGAAAAGAACCCAGGCAUGCGUGACAUUGUGCCAUUGAAAGUCGACUGGGACAGCUGGGGCCACUGCGUUCCUGGCGCGUUGUCACGCCGUGACCGUGAAGGACGUUCUGAGAUUGAAGCAGAGUAUUUGGUUGACUAUUUGCAGCGCUUGGGGGAAGGUCCUGAUAUCCCCGAAUGUCAGAACAUCGACGGCUGGACAGCCAAUGCACUUACCAACGGUGUUGAAAGUCCGGUCAAGCUCCAGAGCUUCUACUGAUCAAGGUGCGCAAUGCCCAAGCCACGAGGGUUGAAUCAGGCACCCUUGUCCAUGUACACUCAGUUCAGUCGUGUAAAGGCACCCUUGCCUGCGGUGUGACACAGAUGAACUCAUGCAAAAGCAUGCAAAAGCUCUAGAUCGCUUCAUCUCAGGCUCUAGGUGCCUGAAAUAGCUAGGUCGCCCAACUAUUGGGUGACCAGCUUGCAGCUCCAUUUAAGGACCUGAGAAUUUGUCCACGC
This is a messenger RNA of Durusdinium trenchii, 798 nucleotides long. NCBI's taxonomy places the organism in Eukaryota, Dinophyceae, Suessiales, Symbiodiniaceae. The record is from the annotation of a GenBank genome assembly.